Arachis duranensis is the source of this 999-nucleotide messenger RNA. Its product is annotated as F-box protein CPR1-like. NCBI's taxonomy places the organism in Eukaryota, Viridiplantae, Streptophyta, Magnoliopsida, Fabales, Fabaceae. The transcript has 4 exons. Gene Ontology annotation, molecular function: NAD+ poly-ADP-ribosyltransferase activity; protein binding. The record is from RefSeq and is a predicted model, not a curated record. The coding region runs from base 1 to 999 and encodes 332 amino acids.
AUGGCUGCCGGUGGUGGCUCCGUGGACUAUGAAGAAACACCGAGCAUAUUGGAGAAGAAGCAGAAGAGCAUUGACGAUAUCCUCCCUCAUGACCUGAUUCACACAAUCUUACUGAGAGAGCUGGCCAAGCAUCUCGCUCGCUUCAGGUGCGUUUCGAAGCUCUGGUACUCUCUAAUUUCCGAUCCACAAUUUGCGGAAUUGCAUUUUCACCACUCUCCUGCAGCCAACAACGCAAUCAUCUUUAUAAACCGCACUGUGGCUUACUUCGUUCACUUAGAAGCACUAUUUAGUGACGACAUUGAUGCAUCACCCGUAAAAGUGGUGCCUCCCCCUUUCAAGAAGAAAAAACCACCUACUGAUUUUGAGUUCCUGGGAUCCUGCAGAGGCUUUGUUCUCCUACAUCGAAACCCAUGUUUUCUUGUGGUAUGGAACCCACUGACUGGAUACAGCAAAAGAAUAUCCUACUCUCGUAUUGUUUCUCGUUGUAGAUACAGGGACAUUAGGCUUCCCUGCAAGUUAUAUCUGUAUGGAUUUGAUUAUGAUGCUUCACAGGAUGACUACUUAGUUGUUGUAGCUUGGCAGGAUAAGGAUUACCAUUAUCACUUGGAUUACUUGUCCUUGAGAACAAAUUCAUGGAUUAAUCUGGAUGCUGCAUUCUCCAAACCCUUGGGUAUUUUUGACAUCAAUUCUUGUGGGUUGUUCUUGAAUGGUGCUAUUCAUUGGCUGCCUCACUCUCCUAAAACUUACCGGGAUGCUAUUCUUAUCUUUGAUCUGAAGGAGAGGACUUUUUCAAGGAUAUCUGGGCCGGAACAACCUAGAAACAUGGUCAACCAAAGUGCUCAGUAUUGUUACACUGAUAAGAAAGAUCUUGUUAAUCUAAUGCUUUUGAGUGAAGAUACCCUUAGAAAUGUCUAUGAACUCCAAAAAGCUAAGUACAUGGAUAAGCCUCCUGAAGGAAAGCACUCUACUAAAGGCCUUGGCAAGAACGUGCCUAACUAA